This is a messenger RNA of Odobenus rosmarus divergens (Pacific walrus), 654 nucleotides long. Its product is annotated as TIP41-like protein-like. Lineage: Eukaryota; Metazoa; Chordata; Mammalia; Carnivora; Odobenidae. The transcript has 2 exons. The coding region runs from base 1 to 654 and encodes 217 amino acids. The record is from RefSeq and is a predicted model, not a curated record.
AUGAGGAGGUUAAUGAAAUUGGUGUCCUACUUUAUCAAUGCUACAGAUGCAUUAAGAUGUGUUAACAACUAUCAAGGAAUGCUUAAAGUAGCCUGUGCUAAAGAGUGGCAGGAAAGCAGGACGGAGGGCGAACACUCCAAAGAAGUUAUUAAACCAUACGAUUGGACCUAUACAACAGAUUAUAAGGGAACAUUACUUGGAGAAUCACUUAAGGUAAAGGUUGUACCUACAACAGAUCAUAUAGACACAGAGAAAUUGAAAGCUAGAGAACAGAUUAAAUUUUUUGAAGAAGUUCUCCUGUUUGAGGAUGAACUUCAUGAUCAUGGAGUUUCAAGCCUGAGUGUGAAAAUUAGAGUAAUGCCUUCUAGCUUUUUCCUGCUGUUGCGAUUUUUCUUGAGAAUCGAUGGGGUGCUUAUCAGAAUGAAUGACACAAGACUUUACCCCGAGGCCGACAAGACCUACAUGUUACGAGAAUAUACAUCACGAGAGAGCAAAAUUGCUAAUUUAAUGCAUGUUUCACCUUCCCUCUUCACGGAACCUAAUGAAAUAUCACAGUAUUUACCGAUAAAGGAAGCAGUUUGCGAGAAGCUACUAUUUCCAGAAAGAAUUGAUCCUGACCCUGCAGACUCACAAGAAAGUACACCUGUGGAAUAG